AUGGCUUUCAAAUCAUGCUACGAAAUUAGUGAUGAUGAUGAAGAACUCUCUAAUGAUGAGAUUGCAUAUCUCUCAAAGAAGUUUUUAAGGUUCCUGAAGAACAAGGGUAGAACCUCAUUCAACAAGAGAAGAUUCUCUAAAGACCAAAAAGGUAAGAGUGUUUCCAAAGAUAAUACUGACUCCUCCUCUAAAGACAUUGUUUGUUUUGAGUGUAGAAAAUCGGGAUACUACAAGAGAGAUUGUCCAAAAAUAAAGAAAUACAAAAAGACACACAAAGUCGAACACUCAUUUGACUUAAGCGAUGAAAAAGAGGAAGACGAAGAAUCUCAAGAAGAAGAGCAAACCAACUUAGCACUCAUGGCUCUUGAAGAUGAGAGUGGCCAGCUUGGUGAUAUGAGGGAAUCUCGGGAUUACCAUGAGAAAUGCAACUGUAAUCAAGUUGAGGAGAAUAGACAUUUCAGGAGGCAGUUGGCAAUUGCGAGAAUCACCCCUGCCCCAUUUGUGCCGCAUAGUGAUGAGAGCAGUGAUGAUGAGGGUUAUGCUGAUGAUGAUGAGGAUGAGGUGGUGCCAGAUGUUGAGACCUUAUCCUUCAGUGAUGAGAACUAG
Molecule: messenger RNA, 606 nt
Organism: Telopea speciosissima
Lineage: Eukaryota; Viridiplantae; Streptophyta; Magnoliopsida; Proteales; Proteaceae
Exons: 2
Coding region: 1-606 (201 amino acids)
Molecular function (GO): zinc ion binding; nucleic acid binding
Source: RefSeq, a predicted model, not a curated record